Messenger RNA from Daphnia carinata, 3450 nucleotides. Its product is annotated as TATA element modulatory factor-like. The coding region runs from base 187 to 3060 and encodes 957 amino acids. Lineage: Eukaryota; Metazoa; Arthropoda; Branchiopoda; Diplostraca; Daphniidae. The transcript has 18 exons. The record is from RefSeq and is a predicted model, not a curated record. Gene Ontology annotation, cellular component: Golgi apparatus; endoplasmic reticulum.
CUAUUGUGUACCAACACUUGUCUGCUAGAAAUUUGUAUUUUCAUUUGUUAUUUGUUAUGGUUGUUUUAAUGGUGAAGUGAAUUGUAUUCUAGUGUUUCUUUUUGCCAUGAAACAAGUGAUUCCAAAACUUUCCAACAUAAUAGGGAGAUUUUGCUGACGUGGCCAUCAUAGAAGAGGAAAAAAAGAAUGAGCUGGCUUAAUACUGCUAGCAUUGCGAACCUUGCAAAAAGUGCGUUGAAAGAAGCUCAAAAAACCAUUGACAAAGCCCUAGAUAUAAGAGAUUCAGAUGCAUCCAACCACCAACAAUCAAACGAACCGAUUGAUAAUGAAAUUCUUGGACACUUUCUUGAAUCCUUUAACCUGGUGAAAGAGGGAAAUGAUCCACCUGAUGAAACCAUAAUAGUGACGGAAAAUGUUGUUGUUGCUGAACCCAACUCAAGCACUGAAGCUGAAACAAAUAAACAAUUAAUUUUUCAUGCUGUGGAGUCCAGUGUACUUCAACCAACACUUUCUCCAAAUUCCUUAACUGCAACCAAAGAUUUUGGUGAUAUUGGUGGAUCAUCCACUUUGGCUGAGGACUUCGGGAAGCAAAAUUCCAACUUGCCUGAUCACGUGCUAGCGACCGAUAGUUUAGAAGAUUGGAACGUAACGGAAAGCUACCAUAGCUCUACCGUGUCAGUGUCAAGUUCUGUUACUGUCAUCAGCCCCGAAAAUGAUUCUAUCGACAUGGAUUGGCGGAGUGAUACCAAAAGCGAUGCAAGAGAAGAAAUUUCUAAUCACCACGUUAUAGAAACCAGACCAGUGUCAGCAGUGCUAUCAGAAGCGAUGAAAGAUUCGAUGAAAACAGAAACUUCGGCAUCCGUCUCGGGAGACGAAAUUGAAACAACUGCUUCAUCAGACAUUGAAAUCGUGGCAAGUCCCCAAGCGGGCAUAAGGCAAAUCCUGCCGCCAAUGCGUUCGAGAAGCAACGAGUCAAAAACUCAUAGUCGGAAGCCGUCCGCAGGUUCUAGUGAUGAUAGCGUGACUUCCGUGGGGCAAGAUUUGGAACCCCACAAUGAAAAAUGCAAUCUUAUUCAUUUAAAUCAGAUAAUCGAGGCUAGAGAUAAUCAACUGCAGGAGUUUCAAAGGAAAUUUUAUGCGUUGUCAGAUGAAGUUGAACGGACCAAAUCGCAAUUGGCUAACGGUGAAAAAGAACGAAUUACACUAAAUGAAACCAUUCGCCGACAAACAGACGAGUUCGCUAUACGGUUGUCUUCAAUUGAAAAACGUUAUCAACAAGUGCUAGCUGAACGAGAAUCACUAGUCAAGAAACUCGAAAAAGUUCAAAUAAAUCAUGAGACAUACACCAACUUAACAGACGAUCUAAACGAAAAGAACGAAACAAUUCAGCAAUUAAGGCUUGAAGGCGAAAAGUUAUCUAAACAACAUCUCCAGCAAUCGAAUAUUAUUAAGAAAUUGCGAGCCCAAGAAAAGGAAGACGAAAUUCGUUGCAAGCAGUUAAAAGAUCAAAAUGAAGAUUUAAAAAAUGAAGUUGAACGUCUGAAUAGAAAUUUGUCAGCCAAGGAAGAACUUGAGAAGAACCAAAUAGAAGCUGUUAGACAAUCUACAAUUGUUCACAGUCAAUUGGAAAAGGAGCUUCUUGCUAACAAAGUAAUGAUGCGCGAAAAGCUGGCGGAAGUUGAUUCUCUGAAAGCUGCCUUGGCUGAGGUCGAACAAAAACUGAUCGAAGAAAGAGCCGUGGCUGCUAUACAAAAUUCUGCUGAAACUGAGCGCAGUCUUAGCGCUGAAGUAGCCCUUCGUCAAAGUCUGCAGCUAGAAUAUGAAACUUCUAGUCGCAUGUUUGAGGAAGAAAAACAAGCGCUCACCAUGCGUUGCCAAGAACUCGUUCACUCCCUUGCUGAGGUCGAUUGCGAUCGAUCAAGAGAACGGGAGCGGAUACAGGCCGAGGUUUCACGGUUAAUGCACAGACUACAAGAAGCUGAAUCACGUAGCGAUGAACUGUCUCAGGCCUUAACAACUGCAACGAGGCCUUUACUGCGACAAAUUGAUUCUCUGCAACAUGCUUUAUCUUCCCAACGCUUGGCAGAGGAGAAAUCGGAAAAAAUAUUUCAGGAGAAACUUGCUCUUCUAGAAAGCCAACUUCUUUCAGCUAGUCAGAAGGGAACUGCUGAUAAUGAGACAUAUAUCGCGAUGCAAGAUCAGAUAAACGAUUUGGCAGAAAAGUGCAAAGGCGCCAAAGAAGAGAACCAAAAAUUAUUACUUGAACUGCAAUACGAGAAAAACCAUUGUCUCAGUCUGGAGCAGGCAAGAAAAAAAGAUAAUGUCAGUAUGGAGGUGAUGAAGAAUCAGCUUGUCGAAGAACUUACAUUAUUACGAAACAAGAUAGCAGUUUUAGAAAACGAUUAUGAAAAGCAGACCAUAGCUUUAGAGGAAGAAAGGAAGAAAACAUCACAUCUUCUGAUUCGAUUGCAGGAAAAAGAAUUGGAAUACCGAGUUUUCCCGGCAGAUUUGCAGAAUCCUGGUAGUAUUGGCAGAAAAUUAACUUCAACGACAGACGUGGUAUCUCGAAGCAGUAGUCCCACUCCAAGUUUAGGGAAGCUGUCGUUAUCUGGUUCGUUUACUGAAUCGCAUUCCAGUAAUCCGUGGAACCCUGCGGACGAGUUAUUUGACGGCGGAGUGGUCACUCCUGUGCCAAAAUCAACAUUGUAUGAUACUAUGCGAGCGGGCUCUUACACUGCGGUGUUUGAAAGUUUGCAAGCGCAGUUGAAAACACGUGACGGGGAAGUAACUCAAUUGCAGCAAGAGCUACAAAGCCAAGAGAAAUCUCGAGAUUCGCUUGCAAAAGAACUAACGGAAAUGAUCAACUCGAACCAGGAGCUAGGUCGCCGUCUGAGCCUAUUGGAAACGCUUCAUCAAGAGUACGAAGACCUGAAAACAAAAUACAAUGCCUUAUUACAGAUGUAUGGAGAAAAAAUUGAAGAAAACGAAGAACUGCGGUUAGAUUUGGUUGAUGUCAAGGAGAUGUACAAAGCCCAAAUUGAUCACCUAAUGAAAACGUGAAGCCCUCGUUCUCGUAACUCUCCUGAUAACGUCUUAUUCGGUUACCUUCUGUUCGUAAGUGAUGAUUGCCAUUGCAUUCCAGCUAUAUUGCAGAAUAAAAUUGCUAACGUAACAAUGUGAAUCGAAAGGACGUUUCGCAUUGAAAAAUAAAUAAUUAUUUUAAGGGUUCAAAUUGUAAUUUUUUGUGUAGUAUAAUUUGUUUUGAAAUUUCCCCUUUAUCCCUUCCAGUUACAGAAGCAUUUUUUUUUUUUUACAUAAAAUCGAUUUAAAACACCUGGAGAUAAAGUUUUUCCAAUGAAAAUUUUAAUUCUAGAAAACCAUGGAAAAAUGGCAAUUGAUAAAUGUUGGGAAGUGUACAUCAUUAAAAAAUAUACAAUAUAAAACUUGAAA